AUGUCACCGCCUCCUCUCCCUCCCGCUGAUCCCAAUGAGCAUCAAUACUGGACCGACCCGAUCCUCUGUGAAGAGACUCGAGCCAGACUCGAGCAUUUCCGCAGCAUUGGAUGGCUACCCCCGAACUUCAAACCCAAGACAUUGGAAGGUCUUGCAGUGGUCGAAAGAUACUGGCGAAGAUUUUGCAUCCAUUCAAAAGAGGACUACGUGGAGUAUUUACUCCUGGAGGACCAAACAAUCUACAUGAAUUUCUUCGAUUGGAUGUACAGGACCUCACGACAGAAGCUUCUUCAGUCGUACGAUGAGUACUGGCGACGGCUUUGCCAAUACUUUGGUCUGUUUGCACGGCGCCGUCUGAAUGGCAACGUCUAUGAACAGAUGCGACGAUUCCUGAAUAAAGUAUUCCCCGCAGAGCGAAAGAUCCCCAGACGUAUGAAGAAGAAGGACACCCUUGACGUUAAUGUCUUCUGCAUCUUAUAUCGCCAGCACUGGAUAUAUUCGAGAUUUUUCCGUCACGGGAGUAUGAUUAUCCAAUUUGCCGUAGUGCAACUCUGGUCUGCCAUCACUGGAACGCGACCGGGUGUACUGCUUCCUCAGAAAGCUUCCCAGACUGGCCAUAAGUCAUCCCUGGGCAAACGCAAACGCGAGCAGACUUUUCAGAGUGACCUUCCCAAACACGUUUCGGCCGACGAUCUUCCAGAUUCAGUCUGCUACCGCGAUAUUGAGCUCUUCAUUCUUAAAGACCCCGAUAGCAAGCGUGAUGUCCUUUGUGCCAUCAUUGAGUUUCGCAACCUCAAAGGCCGGCCAGAAGGCGCUGACGGAACUAAAUUCUUCAUGCAUGGUGAUUACCAAAUGGCUUACUGCCCAAUCAACCAAAUUAUCUCACUAGCUUUCCGCGAUGGGGCUUUUGUCAAUCCCUUGACUCCAGAGCUGAUAUGGCGGCUUCGAGUUCCAAAGCGCCGACAGGAUCUUCCCCUCCGGUGGAAGGAGGAGAUCCUUGAUACCCCUCUCCUUCGACGUAUUGAGCGCACUCCGCACGGCUACGAGCUCCAUAAGUCAUUGCCGAUGACGUACGACUCAAGUCGACAAGCGCUCAAAGAACUAGGUCGAGAUGCUAAGUUUGAGGACGAUAUUGGCCAUUAUAACUACCGGCGCUGGGUUGCCAAUGAAGUUAAUCGGAACUUCACAAGCCAGGAGCGGCAGAGAGUGCUAGGCCAGUCCGGCGACGCGGUUUUCGAGAGGCAUUACCAGUCACAGUUUAUCGGCCGCGAUCUCCAGCAUGUCGUGCUUCUCCGACCCUCUCAGGAAGGUCUGCUUCGGGUUGCUGGAAGCAUGCUCAGGAAGAGGGAUCCCCUUGCCCCGUCAGGUCUUACCGACCAGCAGAAACGUGCUAUUUGUCGAGACCCCAGAAUCCUUGAGCUUAGACGAGAGCAGAGGGAGCUAAAGGAGGAGAUGCGAUCGCUAGCUGGUACAGUGGCGAAAGCUCGGGAGUCAUUCCCUCAUCUGCAUGAAAGACAUGAGGCAGUUAAAAAAGAGCUCUCUCAAUCUGAUGCUGAAAGUUGUGAAGAUCUCGACUCCGACGAUGAAGACUGGGAUAUUCCUAUUCCAGAAUACGUCUUUCCCGAGCGAGCGCGACUGGUGGAGAAUUUCUAUGGCCCUGAAGCGGAAUGUUUUGAUGCGGAUAAGCUACUUGCACGACGUAUCCAGGUUACCAAGGACAUGGUUGCGCUCUCGAAGCUCUGCGAACCAAGCCGGCGAGGCAACCAAAUCAACUGGGAUGUGAGUGAUGGCGCUAAGGCUGAUGAAACUGAACGUGAAGAGUCGGAAGAAUCACCACCUUCUGAAGAAGAAGCCCUGGACUGCCCAACAGAUGUUUGCAUUAUCUGUUGCGGUUUGUCACGUCGUUCAGCUUCUAAUCCGCCUCCACAUAAAUUUCCUUCCAAGCGAAAAGAUUCACUCCGUCGCCAUCUCAUUGAUUUUCAUCUCGCCCGUGCGCACGAGGGGAUUAGCUGUACCUGGUCGGCCUGCUGCAAUGUCCCUAAGUUCGCAAAGGCUACUGAAUUCUUGGCGCAUGCCGUUGAUGUGCACUCAUAUGAUAUUGGAAUCAAAUUAAAACAUCUCCCCAGCAGACCUCUGUUAACUUGCAGCGAUACUUCCUCUAUCGACAGCACAGACGCUUCUCUGGAAUCAUGUGGACGGUCAGGCACUAGCACUCCCGCUUCCUCUGUCGGCUCUGUGACAACAAAUAUCGACCCGCGCCUGCUGGAGCUCGACAAAGGUACCGUUACAGAGCCACCGCCGCGUCGCUCAAAGAGGGUGCGUCUCCAAUGA
Aspergillus fumigatus Af293 is the source of this 2331-nucleotide messenger RNA. Lineage: Eukaryota; Fungi; Ascomycota; Eurotiomycetes; Eurotiales; Aspergillaceae. The record is from RefSeq and is a predicted model, not a curated record.